Messenger RNA from Cucurbita pepo subsp. pepo (vegetable marrow), 3057 nucleotides. RefSeq names its product Pentatricopeptide repeat (PPR) superfamily protein. Lineage: Eukaryota; Viridiplantae; Streptophyta; Magnoliopsida; Cucurbitales; Cucurbitaceae. The record is from RefSeq and is a predicted model, not a curated record. Gene Ontology annotation, molecular function: protein binding; mRNA binding.
UGUUCUUCCAUGAACACGGAAUGAUGCUUUUUCUGAAACAGAAAUAAUGGCCAGUUAUGCGGAAGCUAUUAGUGCAAUGAGGCUGCGGAUUCAACUUCAUCGGCAGCUUUCUUUUCAGUUCAUCGGUUUCGUCGUGCCGGAAAAUGAUAAGGUUCUUUCCGACAUCAAUUCAUCGCUUAUAUUCGUGUCUACUUCUUCGGAAGUCGAUCCACGUAUCUGGAACUCUUCAAUGGAAGUUCCGGGACGAAUUGAAGCUGAACCGAUCGGAUUUGGUUGAUCGAAUCUCUCGUCUUCUAGUUCUUCGACGAGUCGAUGCCCUCGCCAAGCUUUCCUUUAGUUUUUCCGAUGAAUUGAUGGAUUCAGUGCUUCGCAAUCUCAGAUUAAAUCCUUAUGCUUGCUUGGAGUUCUUUAAAUUGGCUUCUAGUCAACAAAAAUUCAGACCGAAUAUCAAUUCCUAUUGCAAGAUUGUUCACAUACUAUCACGGGCCCGAAUGCAUGAAGAGGCUAGGGUGUACUUGAAUGAACUUGUGGUUCUAUGCAAGAACAAUUACACCGCGUGUGUAGUAUGGGACGAGCUUGUGAGGGUUUAUAAAGAAUUUUCGUAUUCUCCUACGGUUUUUGAUAUGAUUUUGAAGGUUUAUGCCGAGAAGGGAAUGACAAAAUUUGCACUGCGAGUGUUUGACGAUAUGGGGAAGUGUGGUCGUGUUCCAAGUUUGAGGUCCUGCAAUAGUUUGUUGAGUAAUUUGGUCGAAAACGGAGAAACAUCCAGGGCUCUGCUUGUUUAUGAACAAAUGAUUGCAUUAGGCGUCCUUCCCGACAUUUUUAGUUACACAAUAAUGGUGAAUGCAUACUGUAAGGAAGGAAGAGUGGAUGAAGCGUUCGAAUUUGUGAAAGAAUUGGAGAGGUCAUGUUGCGAACCGAAUGUAGUAACUUACAAUAGUUUGAUUGAUGGAUAUGUCAGUCAAGGAGAUGUUUUCACGGCGAAAAAGGUGUUGAAGUUAAUGUCUGAAAGGGGCGUCUCUGAAAAUUCCAUAACAUAUACUUUGUUGAUAAAAGGUUAUUGCAAGAGAGGUCAGAUGGAGCAUGCUGAGACGCUAAUCAGUUACAUGGAGGAUAAAGAAUUGUUUGUUGAUGAGCAUGUUUAUGGAGUUUUAAUUCAUGCAUAUAGUAGUGCUGGUAGAAUGGACGAUGCUCUUAGACUAAGGGAUGCAAUGCUGAAAGUAGGCUUAAAAAUGAAUACUGUAGUUUGCAACUCAAUUAUUAAUGGGUUUUGUAAGCUUGGUCAUGUUAAAAAAGCAGCAGAACUGUUGGUUGGUAUGAAAGAUUGGGACCUGAGACCAGAUUCUUGUAGCUAUAACACUCUUCUAGAUGGGUUUUGUAGACAAGAAAAUUUCAAUGAAGCUUUCAAACUUUGUAAUGAGAUGCACGAAAAAGGAGUUAAUAUGACUGUUGUGACUUAUAAUAUGCUUCUCAAGAGUUUUUGCCAUGCUGGUUAUGCUGACCAUGCCCUACAGAUUUGGAACUCAAUGCAGAAAAGAGGCGUGGCACCGGAUGAGGUUAGUUAUGGUACACUUUUAGAUGCAUUUUUCAAAGUAGGCGCUUUCGAUAAAGCUAUGAUGAUGUGGAGGGUCGUACUGUCGAGGGGUUUUGCAAGUAGUACAACUCUUUAUAAUACCAUGAUCAAUGGCUUUUGUAAGAUGGGGAAACUAAUGGAAGCACAAGAGAUUUUUCUUAUGAUGAAGGAACUAGGCUGUCCAUCUGAUGGAAUAACAUAUAGAACUUUAAUUGAUGGAUAUUGUAAAGUUGGAAAUAUGGUAGAAGCCUUAAAAUUGAAGAACAUGGUUGAACGAGAGGGAAUCGGCGUUUCCAUUGAAAUGUACAAUUCUCUUAUUACUGGUGUUUUCAAAUCUGAAGAAUUACACAAAUUGAGUGGUCUUCUAGCUGAGAUGGCGGACCGGGAUCUAUCUCCCAAUGUCGUAACUUAUGGCUCACUUAUAGCAGGUUGGUGUGACAAAGGGAGGAUGGACAAAGCAUAUAGUGCAUACUUUGAGAUGAUCAACAAAGGGAUUGCACCAAAUAUUAUUAUUGGCAGCAAAAUUGUCAGUAGUCUAUAUCGACUUGGUAAGAUCGAUGAAGCAAGUUUGAUUUUGCAUCAAAUGGCAGAUAUUGAUCCUGUUGUAGGUCGUUCAUGUUCUAUGGAAUUGACCAAGUCUGGUCCAAGACAUCUUCAAACACAGAAAAUUAUGGAUUCUUUUGGCUCAAAUGCCACGAGCAUCCCUCUGUCAAACAAUAUCAUAUAUAAUGUUGCAAUUGCAGGGCUAUGCAAGUCUAAGAAGGUUGAUGAUGUUAGAAGAAUCUUGUCCGAUCUGUUACUUCGAGGCUUUCAUCCCGAUAAUUACACAUUUUGUUCCCUAAUCCAUUCAUGUUCUGUUGCUGGUAAAGUCGAAGAAGCCUUUUGUUUAAGAGAUGACAUGAUAAAGGCAGGUCUUGUUCCUAAUAUUUAUGUGUAUAAUGCUCUUAUAAAUGGUUUAUGCAAGUCGGGUAAUCUCGAUCGAGCUCUGAGCCUAUUCCGUAAACUCCCUAGGAAGGGCUUAUCACCCACUGUAGUUACAUACAAUACUCUGAUUGAUGGAUAUUGCAAGGCUGGUAGAACAGUUGAGGCUUUUAAACUGAAGGAAAGAAUGACUGAAGAAGGCAUUUCUCCCUCAUCUGUGACCUAUUCCACCUUGAUACACGGGCUCUGUAAGCGAGGGGAUAUUGAGCAAUCUGUGGGGCUUUUGAAUGAAAUGAUCAAGGCAGGUAAAGACUCGAGCACAUUGGAUUCACUUCUGGUUCGAGUUUACGUCAAAUGGAGAGACAAGCAGAAGACAUCGGAAUCGAAUGGCUUAACCGAUGUCCAAUCCAUGGCGCUACAUCGAGCUUGAGUCGACAACGACAUAAUGGAAAAUUGAGAAAUCUUUGUAAUGUAUACGGAAUAAAUUGAGAAUUGGGCGUUAUCACGUAUUCGAGGACAAUGUGGUCAAUUCACACACAUUAUCCCCUUUCACCUGCUCACCA